AUCACUUACUCACGGGAAGCGCGUUGAAGGAGAUAGGUAUGUGGAGCUACUGUGGACCCAGUUUUACCAAGUCGUAGAACGCGCUUAUAAUGGACCCACUCAUUCUACCUUGGCCUAAGAUCUUCUUCUUUCACCCACUUUAACUUAACCGUUUCUCUCUUCCCUUCCCCUUACUCAACUCAAUCAUCACACAGUGAUGGUGGCGUUGUCGCUGUUUGCACAAUCAAAAUCCAAAAGUGGCAGUAGAUGACGAGAAAAGUUGAAGGCAGAGAAGCAUCCCAGACGCAAACAAACUCGGACAAUGGUUAGAAACAUGACACCAAAGUACUAAAAAGUCGAAUUACCAGAAGGAGAGAAGAAGAACGCACGCUGCACUCUCUAUCCCCUUUUAUCAUUUUUUUUUGGACCUUACCGUUCUUUUUCUUGUCCUUUAUGUUUCCUCCUUCUCUACCCUGUCGUAUCCACACACUAUAUAUGUAACUUUCUGCUCCCUUUCUUCUUUCUCUUUAUAUUUUUCCGUUCUCUGUCGCCGCAUGUUGCUCGAUUUUAAUACCCAACAACACCGCCGCAUACCCAUUUUUUCUUUAUUCCCUCAUGUCGCUCAAGCGCCGCCCCGAUGAUGGCAAGACUCCAGAAGACAAGCGGCGAAAGCCGCCUCCUUUCUCCAGUGUGGUGCGUGACGUGAUGAGAUUACAAUCACUCGGGCACUUGCUGGAGCCAAUUCUUGAGCCAUUGGUUCGUAAAGUGGUUAAGGAAGAAGUUGAAGCAGCCCUAAAGAGACAUUUAACCUGCAUGAAACAGACCUGUGGAAAGGAAUUGCAUACUACUGAAUUAAGAAAUUUGCAGCUGCAGUUUGAAAACAGCAUUUCUCUGCCUGUCUUUACUGGAGGUCGGAUUGAAGGAGAAGAUGGUUCUAACCUAAGAAUAAGUUUAGUUGAUGGCCUAACUGGAGAGGUUGUCUGUACAGGACCGGAAUCGAUGGCUAAGGUGGAAAUUGUAGUUCUUGAGGGUGAUUUUGAAGAAGAAAGUGAUAUUUGGAUGCCCGAAGAGUUCAAGAGCAAUAUUGUGAGAGAGAGGGAAGGAAAAAAGCCCCUUCUUACAGGAGAUGUAAUUUUAUAUCUUAAAGAUGGUGUUGGUAUGGUGGGUGAAAUUUCGUAUACAGAUAAUUCAAGCUGGACAAGGAGCCGCAGGUUCAGGCUUGGGGCAAGAGUUGUGGACAACUUUGAUGGUGUUAGAAUAAGAGAAGCAAAGACAGAAUCAUUUAUUGUCAGAGAUCACAGGGGAGAAUUGUAUAAGAAGCACCAUCCUCCUAGUAUGUCUGAUGAAGUUUGGAGAUUGGAAAAGAUAGGCAAGGAUGGAGCUUUCCACAAACGUUUGAGUCGGGAAAAGAUCCUUACUGUUAGAGAGUUUCUCACGCUUCUCAAUCUGGAUCCAGCAAAGCUGCGCAGUAUACUGGGCACUGGGAUGUCUGCAAAGAUGUGGGAAGUAACUGUGGAGCAUGCUCGAACUUGUGUACUUGAUACAACUAGGCACGUGUACUUCCCUUCUAAUUCUCAACAACAUGGUGUGGUCUUCAAUGCUGUGGGACAAGUCACUGGACUGCUUUCUGAAUGCGAGUAUGUCACAGUAGAUAAGCUGUCUGAAAUUGAAAAGGUUGAGGCUCAAAGCACAGUUUCUAAUGCAUUGAGACAAGGGGAGAAAUAUACAACUUUUGAAGAUGAAGAUUCUCUCAUGGAUGGUUCUUCACACUUAACUAAUGUACUUCACUCCCCAAGCUCUCCCAAGACUGAGGGAUCAAGUGCCAACAAGCUUUUGGGUCCCCAAAAGACUGGAGGAUUCAAUUACCCCCAAACAAAUGCCUCUUCUCCGGAUAUCAUGUCAUCCAUUUAUUCUGUUGGUGGAACUAGUAGCUUGGAUGACUAUUGCUUGCCUAGUUUCGACAACAUGGGCCUCAGUUUUCCAGUCCAAGUCUCGAACUCUUUGAUCUGUGACACUGAUUCAAUGGCUCAUGCCUUUAGUGAGGAAGAUCAUCUGCAAUUUUUUGAUACUGAUAUUCAAUCUCACGUUGAGGCAGAUUUACAGAGUGCUGUUGAUAGCUUCAUGCUCGCACGUUCUACGGCCAAUGGUGGUGCGCAGAGGAGAUGGAGAAAAGUAUGCAACGUCCUAAAGUGGUUCAUGGUUAGGAAACGAGGAAACCAAAUACAGGUAAGGUUGUGAAGAAUAUGAAAGUUCAGUCACUAAUGUACAUUGCGCUCAUAAAUGCGCCAAAAAAUUAUUCCGCCCCUUUUAAAGAGAAAAAGUUAUGGUUUCUCUUAGAUGUAAAUACAUCUGUGCAUUUGUUCUUAAAGCUUGCCAGAUGUCAUAGAAUUGCUCUACCCUUUUGUUAUUAAUUUUGUAAAUACUUGUAUUUUACGGUCAAGAGAGGAUUUCUGGUUGUUGGCAGAUGCUUAGUAAUUUCAAGAUCCAGUUCCCUUUAUUCUGGAUCAUAUUUUUGUAACCAUGUUGUCUAAUAAAAUCAGUUUUUUUCCCGA
Vigna angularis (adzuki bean) is the source of this 2531-nucleotide messenger RNA. Its product is annotated as calmodulin-binding protein 60 A. Gene Ontology annotation, cellular component: nucleus. Gene Ontology annotation, biological process: regulation of salicylic acid biosynthetic process. Gene Ontology annotation, molecular function: sequence-specific DNA binding; calmodulin binding; DNA-binding transcription factor activity. The record is from RefSeq and is a predicted model, not a curated record. Bases 595 to 2217 code for a protein of 540 amino acids. NCBI's taxonomy places the organism in Eukaryota, Viridiplantae, Streptophyta, Magnoliopsida, Fabales, Fabaceae. The transcript has 7 exons.